Molecule: messenger RNA, 662 nt
Organism: Oncorhynchus kisutch (coho salmon)
Lineage: Eukaryota; Metazoa; Chordata; Actinopteri; Salmoniformes; Salmonidae
Product: mitochondrial glutamate carrier 1-like
Exons: 9
Coding region: 135-662 (175 amino acids)
Biological process (GO): L-glutamate transmembrane transport; aspartate transmembrane transport; malate-aspartate shuttle
Molecular function (GO): L-glutamate transmembrane transporter activity; L-aspartate transmembrane transporter activity
Source: RefSeq, a predicted model, not a curated record
CAGUCAUAUUCUUCUGAAAGCAUGGCUCAAUGAAUGAACACUCUACAUUUCAGGUAGCCAGCCAACACAACAUUGAGAUCACGUUUACAGAUACACAGACAGAGAAACUGCCAAGGUAACUGUGUCUCAGAUAGAUGGCUGACAAGCAGAUCAGUUUACCUGCCAAAUUGAUCAACGGGGGAAUUGCUGGACUGAUUGGUGUGACAUGUGUAUUUCCUAUUGACCUAGCCAAGACCCGUCUCCAGAACCAGCAAAAUGGUUCCCGUCUCUACACCAGCAUGUCAGAUUGCCUUAUCAAGACCAUCCAAUCAGAGGGGUACUUUGGCAUGUACAGAGGUGCUGCUGUGAACCUGACUCUGGUCACUCCAGAGAAGGCCAUCAAACUAGCUGCCAAUGACUUCUUUAGACAGCACCUGUCCAAGGAUGGUCAGAAGGUUAGCCUGCUGAGGGAGAUACUGGCGGGUUGUGGUGCUGGUACAUGUCAGGUCAUCAUCACCACUCCCAUGGAGAUGCUAAAGAUUCAGUUACAGGAUGCAGGGCGGAUAGAGGAUCAGAGGAAGCUGAUGUCCCAGGCUGCAGUUGGGGACCCUGGGGGCCCAGUGGAGUUGAGGUCCCAUACAGCAAUGCAGCUCACCCGGGAGACGGCCAUCCAUCCUGUAUGA